Molecule: messenger RNA, 2155 nt
Organism: Pieris rapae (cabbage white)
Lineage: Eukaryota; Metazoa; Arthropoda; Insecta; Lepidoptera; Pieridae
Product: phenoloxidase-activating factor 2-like
Exons: 9
Coding region: 127-1353 (408 amino acids)
Biological process (GO): proteolysis
Molecular function (GO): serine-type endopeptidase activity
Source: RefSeq, a predicted model, not a curated record
CAGUACUACAAAAUGGAUGCUCGUAAUGUCACAACACACACACUAGUGUUAAAACACGAGUGACCGCGGAUCUGUUUGGACGUGAUGUUUGUGUGUAUAAGGUGAAUUAAAUCUGUGGUUGCGUUAAUGAUGAACAAAUUACUAGUACUUAUCGCUGUACUGUCCCUGGCAUAUUGCCAGGACAAGCCUGGAGACUUGGACGCGAUCAUCGAGGAAAUAUUCGGCGUGCCCACUGCCGGUCCAACCCCGAACACGCCCACACCCGUGACGCAGCCAGCUUCAACAGACAACCCCUUAUCAUGUAAAAUGAACGAUUCAUCGCCUGGCGAAUGUGUUCGUUACUACUUGUGUAAUGCCAACAACACUGUGAUAACUGAUGGAGUAGGCAAAGGAGUCAAAGACGGUCCAUGCCCAUCAUAUCUCGACGUGUGCUGUUCAUUGCCCGACAUCAGGAAGCUUGAUGACCUGAUAACUCCGGCACCUCCAGUUGACAAACAGCGUAAAGGUUGCGGUUGGCGUAAUCCAAAUGGCGUUGGUUUACGAAUCACUGGCGACAAGGCGAAAUUCGGGGAAUUCCCAUGGAUGGUUGCCAUAUACAAGAUCGAGCCAGUGGAUGCAGAUGAUCCAGUAAGCUGGAAGCUGAAAGUCUUCGUAUGUGGAGGUUCUCUUAUCCACCCAAGUGUGGUUUUGACUGCAGCGCACUGUGUAGCAGACUCUAGCGCAUUUAGAGUGAGGGCUGGGGAAUGGGACAUGAAGACCACGAAUAAGAUUUACCCUUACCAAGAUAGAGAUGUCAUCGAAAUCGUUAUUCACAAGGACUUUGAUAAGAACAGUCACUUCUACGACAUUGCUCUUCUAUUCCUCUCAUCUCCCAUGGAGUAUGCACAGAACGUUGGCAUCGUGUGCCUACCACCACCAAAAGAACGUACGCCGGGUGGAGCUCGAUGUCUAGCGUCUGGUUGGGGAAAGGACAAAUUUGGUAAAGAAGGACGCUACCAAGAUAUUCUGAAAAAGGUGGAAAUUGUAGUAUUAUAUAGACAAUCAUGUGAAAUUGAGCUACUAUUUACGCCAUAUGCGGACCAUUAUGAAUUGUCUGAGCUUUACUCGUCCUUUAUGUGUGCUUAUGGAACGAACGGGCAGGAUACUUGUGAGGGAGACGAUGGAUCGCCCGUUGUUUGUCCUAUUCCGAACGAGAAAGACAGAUACAUGCAGAGCGGUAUAGUCGCGUGGGUCAUUGGGUGUGGUCAGGAUGGGUCAGGUUUCUAUCUGGAUGUAGCCGACCUUCGCAACUGGAUCGACGACAAAAUGACCGGCAAAGGAUUUGAUCCUUCCAUAUACACAUAUUCAAAUUAAAUAAAGUGCAAGUAUUCUCUUGGCAACAUGGCGUCGCACCUGCCCUUUUUUAUUCUAGUAUGUUACAUUAGAAAACCGCUGUAGUUUGUAUUAAUGUUACCAUAGCAGUCUUGUUUAGGAGCGUGACACAUUUAUAUAAAAGUAGUGUUUUAAUUUAGAGUUUAUGUUUAGCGUUAGGCUAUCUAAUAUCUGUUUGGGUAGACUAUUUAUUAGCCGCGGUAGAAAAUACCCCAACGUUCUCUCGCCAUAUACGUUGUAUGCUCUCUAUGUACAGAGCCGAACUUGCAUUACUGCUCGAGUCAGUACGUCGUUUUCCAUUUGUUUUUUUUACGUCAUCUCGAAAAAAGUGCUCGACUAGAAGACAUUUACUUUUUUUGUUAUUAACAGUAUUUUUGGCUGUAAAUACGACAACUAACGUCUUGCUUUUCACGUGUUAAUUAAAUUUUUUAAACUUUAAUAAUAUUAAAUUUCAAAUACGUUAAACUAAUAAAAAAUAAUUGUAGUUAAUUCUGAUAUACCUCAUUUCUAACCUUAAAAUGUAUUAAAAUAUAUUAUUAAAAGUAGUCCCUUUAGACAAGGUUAAAACUUAAACUUAUCAGAUAUAUAUUUCGAUAAAAAACAUCGACGAUGAUAGCUGCUAGCUAUAACCAUUGUGAUACGUGACUGACAUAAUAUAAAAAAUCGAUAUAAAUACGAAGCAUAUAGAUACGAAGAGCUGGCAGCUACAUCGCACAAAGAAUUAGUCUAGCUAUUCAAAGGGGGAACGCUGCCAGUAUCUUCGGAACCUUGCCUAAAGGGACUC